UGAUUGGCCACAUCAAGGAUACGCCGCCAAAGGCUCGAGUGCCAUUGAAACCAGGAUGACCAAAGACGUCCAGUCUCGCCUUCUUAGCUGCAGCGCUGCAGGUCUCAUAGCGAUCCAAGGUCUUGGCCUUGCACUUGUCGCUAGCUACAGCUCACUCUCAUCGCUCUUCUUCGGCCUCAACGUACUUCUCUGCGGUGUCUGGCUCGCGUUCCAUGAAGUACAGCCUGCCUUGGCACCAUUCGAGCUACCCCGCGGCCUCGAGACGCCUCUCGGAAAGGCGUAUACGUACCAAUUCAUCGCGUUCGCUUCGGUCGACUCGUUCUUUGGCAGCGUCUGGGACACUUUUGUGCUCGUGUGGCUGCUCUUUGUCUCGGCUGUCUUUGUCUACAUCCACUUUGCGCACGACCACCACAGCAGCGAAGCCAAGCAGGAGAGUUUGCUCAUGCAUGACUACCAAAAGCUCGACAUCCAAGCCAUGUAGCCAUACCUUUAUAAGGAUUACCAAGUCUUUUUGCACGA
This is a messenger RNA of Saprolegnia diclina VS20, 519 nucleotides long. RefSeq lists its product as hypothetical. The transcript is spliced from 3 exons. The coding region runs from base 56 to 481 and encodes 141 amino acids. Lineage: Eukaryota; Oomycota; Saprolegniomycetes; Saprolegniales; Saprolegniaceae. The record is from RefSeq and is a predicted model, not a curated record.